AUGUUCCCAUUUAAAACAAAAAAGAUCAAUUACCAAGAACUUUCUAGCGAUGAAGAGGGAAUUCUUCCAUUGCGAUCUACUCGUCGCGGAAUAUCGAGCCAUCUCUUUACGAUCUUUCUUGCUUUGGGGUGGGCAGUCACACUCUCUCUAUAUUGGCAUUUGAGCAUUUCUACAAGGCAACCGUCGGGACCCAUUCCUUCGGAAAUAUUAAAACUAAGACCGAAGACAUUUCGCCAUAAUGAGCGCUGGUCUGGUAUGUCUCCAGAAACGCAGAGUCAUUGGGACUCGCAGUUUGCAGGACAUGGGGCUCUUUGGAUUGAGGAACCGGAGAAGUACGGCCUUUCGAAUGGGAUAGCUGCUGAGUUUGAUCACCCAUUCAAGGACGAGAUGGGAAAGCCAAAGUUUUUCAUUGUUUCCAAACUUCAUGAGAUUCAUUGUUUGUCCUGGAUCCGUUUACACUGGUGGACCGCCGUCACAGGGGCAAACCUAACGGAACUUGAAAAUUCCUUCGGUGGAGGAGUUUUCGCAGUCCACAUAGAUCACUGCUUCGAAUAUUUGAGACAGGCUCUUGCGUGUGGAGGCGGGCCUGCAGAUAUCAUCCUCGAGGGUGCUAGCCCGUUGAGCAAAGGCGACAUAGUGGCUACGAGUGUCUCUGGCUGGGGGAGAGAACAUCAGUGUAUUGAUUUUGACGCUUUG
Messenger RNA from Talaromyces proteolyticus, 696 nucleotides. RefSeq lists its product as uncharacterized. The record is from RefSeq and is a predicted model, not a curated record. Lineage: Eukaryota; Fungi; Ascomycota; Eurotiomycetes; Eurotiales; Trichocomaceae. The transcript has 3 exons. The annotation marks the transcript as partial. Gene Ontology annotation, biological process: mycotoxin biosynthetic process.